AUGAAUAGAAUUAUUAAUUCUUCGGAUCAACUUGGUAAUUUUCGCGGCCAAGAUCACUCAUCUUCUGCUUCAACAGAAACUUCUAGAAAAGAAAAUAGAAACGGUACAUCUAUUUCCUCGAUACCAUCCGGUUCAUUAUCCAUUUAUGAUGAACAAUCAAAAAAUCCUACAACGGAUGGACGUGGAUCACGUACAGCUUCUGCUAGCACCAAAUCAAUUGUCACUGGUACAACUCUGCGCCCAUCAGCAUUGGCUUUCUCGAACCAACAAGCAGUCGAAUUAUCGGAAAGAGUUUCUGAACAAAUUAUUGCAGACAAAGCGGAAGUCAUCAAUAUGAUUGCCAACUACGCAGUCGAACCGUCGGAAAUGUUACAUCUUGUCGAACGUUGGAUACAGCGACUUCUUGGUGAAUUCAAACGACAAAGGGAUUCUUUUAAAUACCGACUGAGUGACAAAUGGCAAAACGAAGAACUACCCAAUCUUACUUACGAAAAUCACGAUCAUCUACGUCAAGUGUACGCCGCUUAUCGUGAUUUAGAACAAGCUCGUACGGGAGUACUUUCACAGAAAUCUUUCGAUCAGCUGAAUAAUUACGUCCAAGAUAUCAGUGAAAGUGAGACAGCAGCGAUGAAAGAGCGAUUUAAUCAAGUAGCAGAUCAUUAUUCCAAAGUUCUACAUGCUUUAGAAGUCAUCGAUAGAGAAGUUUACCAUAACAGCAGUGACAGUUUUAUUAGUGGUACGAAAAAAACCUUGGCCAAAUUGAAACAACUGAAUAAUAAAGAAACACACACGAUUUGUAUCGUUGGCUUGGAAAAGGCGGGGAAGUCAACAUAUACGAACGCACUACUUGGCUAUGAAUUAGUGCCAACAGCAGCCGAACGAUGCACACAGGUGCGUACUGUACUCAAACCGCCUUCUGGCGAUGUCGAUCAAUCGUUACUUGCCACGGUGAAAUUUUACGAUGAUGACGAAUUUCAAUUGUUCUAUGAAAAAAUGGUGAAGAAAACAGAUGAGACCGACGAUCAAUUUAAAGAACGACAGCGUCGAGUAAUGGUUGUCCGUGAAGAUUUGAAGUCGAAAUCAAAGUUUCCCGAGGAGCAUUUUCGUGUCGACAAUCUAAAUGGUUUCGAAACGGACCGCUCAGCCAUCUGCCAUGAAUUGCGUGAUUAUAUUACCGAUGAAGUUUACUGCAAUAUUAUCAAAGAAAUUUCUAUCUAUUCAAAUAAAUUACGGGGACAGAAUUAUGAACUUCUCGAUGUUCCUGGCUUUGACUCUCCGAUAAAAGAGCAUCGUACAGCUGGACUAGACGCAGUUAAAAACGCUGAUGCGUUCGUUUUUCUCACUAAUGGACAACAGCCGAACUUGACACAGCCACAAAUUCGUCUUCUAACCGAAAUCCAGCAGAAUCAUUUUGAAGCAAUGCAACGUGCUUUUGGAAUUAUCACAAAACUUGAUCUCUGUCUAACUCCAACGACUUAUGCAGAUCACCACGAAAAAGCGGUCAAUGAACUAAUCGCAAAGAAAUUCAAACGAGACCAUAUUUACGUCGCCUGUCCUCGCAUAGAAUCGGUGAGAGAAGAUUCCGAUGAAUAUGAUGCUAUUGAUCGAAAACUGAACACAUUUGGCGAAGAUAUACGCCAUGGAUUUGAACGAAGCAAGGACGCAUUGAAUAAAUUCAUCGAAUAUGAACUUCCGAAAACCCAUCUGAAACAGCUGAUCGAAUUAGGUCGAGCGCGAUUAUGUCACUCGGUGAUCGAACGGCUAAACCUUAUUCGAGAAAAACGUCUAAUUCCGGUUGGUUUAGUUGAUGUGUCAAUCGACGAUUACAUUCAUCAACAAAAAAUGGAAAGUUGGGAUCAGAUUUACGAAACAAAUAUCUUUCAACCCGCUUUCGAAAAAGCGAAUGAUUGGCAUUCGAACGUGGUUACAUCAGAGCGUCUGAAGUUCAUCGAGGACGUUCGGCAAACAUUCCACGAUACAUUUCGUGAAAAAACGAAACAGUUCCUCAGCUCGACUGAAGAUAUUCAACGACAAUUGCAUCAAACAUACACCUAUACCAAACUUCAAUUGAACCCUCAUCAGCUCGACAGCGACAUUCGUGAACAGUUGUGUUUCGCGUUAGAACAGAUUGUCGACGACACUUCAGAUAUUUUAGCAAAACACUUUUACGAUCAAUAUGUUUGUGGAUUGGAAAGCAUCAUCCAUAAAGCUUGUCCAUAUCUAAAAGAUUUAUACCGAGCACAUUUAACGUUAGAAAGAUGCAUGCAUGAAACGCAUGCCAUGAUUUUAAGAAUAUGUCGACCGAUGAUCAUUGCCACCUUACGCUACUCUCAUCUGGAUUCAGAGGUGAAAACAAAUGCCAUAACAGAAUUCAUUUACGUUGCGCCUACGGUUGCGUACAACAUCGCGUGUACAACUGGUCAACAGGGAAGCAAUAGCAUAGCUGAAACGAACAUCUGUAAAUCGAUACAAUUCCUAAUUAACAAUAACGAGAUGACAACAAAGAUUAUACGAACAUUGUUCAAUAUCAAAGAUUGA
Adineta ricciae is the source of this 2538-nucleotide messenger RNA. The record is from the annotation of a GenBank genome assembly. Lineage: Eukaryota; Metazoa; Rotifera; Eurotatoria; Adinetida; Adinetidae.